Messenger RNA from Scatophagus argus, 650 nucleotides. RefSeq names its product histone H2AX. The transcript has a single exon. Lineage: Eukaryota; Metazoa; Chordata; Actinopteri; Scatophagidae. The record is from RefSeq and is a predicted model, not a curated record. The coding region runs from base 84 to 512 and encodes 142 amino acids. Gene Ontology annotation, cellular component: nucleosome. Gene Ontology annotation, molecular function: structural constituent of chromatin; protein heterodimerization activity; DNA binding.
CAGGUCGUGUAAGUGUUUUUCAUCAUUGCUUGCAAACCGACGAUUACGUUAUUUGCAUCGAAAGAUAAAUUCAACAACCAACAAUGUCUGGAAGAGGCAAAACCGGAGGAAAGGCCCGCGCAAAGGCCAAGACCCGCAGCUCCCGCGCCGGUCUGCAGUUCCCUGUUGGCCGUGUUCACCGUCUCCUCCGCAAAGGUAAUUACGCUGAGAGAGUUGGUGCUGGAGCCCCCGUGUACCUGGCUGCCGUCCUGGAGUACCUGACUGCUGAGAUCUUGGAGUUGGCUGGUAACGCCGCCAGGGACAACAAGAAGACCCGUAUCAUUCCUCGUCACCUCCAGCUGGCUGUGCGCAACGACGAGGAGCUGAACAAACUGCUCGGAGGUGUGACCAUCGCCCAGGGUGGUGUGUUGCCCAACAUCCAGGCCGUCCUGCUGCCCAAGAAAACCGGCCAAACUGCACCGAGUUCCGGCAAGGCGGGAAAGAAGGCCUCCUCUCAGUCUCAGGAGUAUUAGCUUGUUGGCUAAUAACUUUACCACAAAGGCCCUUUUAAGGGCCACCCAUCUCAUUGAAAGAGCAACGUCCUUUGUUUGUUGCUAUCAUCAUGUUUGACUUUUCGCAUUGUUAAUUUAAUAAACGCUUGUUUUUGCUAA